Molecule: messenger RNA, 1302 nt
Organism: Durusdinium trenchii
Lineage: Eukaryota; Dinophyceae; Suessiales; Symbiodiniaceae
Source: the annotation of a GenBank genome assembly
GAGAUGAUUUGCUUUGACCGAAAGAGUGCUUGGAGCAUUCCUUUGGUGCUGUCGAAGCACAAUUUCCUGGAGGGCAUUUUCGGGGCCUUCCUGAUCAUCAUGAAUGCCACCAUGCAGGUCUUGUUCACAGUCAUCAUCAUGUCUCCAGACUUCUUGGGAGAUGGCCUUUCCGUGCAGGAUGCACGCACCUGGCGUCUCAGGUUCGCGCACGAUCUCGAUUUCGUGGGCCUGGACCAUAGGAAUUUGGCUUCGAUCGUGUGCGACGAGGACGGUGCCUUGAUUUUCUCAACAGCUCAAGUGACUCAGCUGGUGGAGAUCAACAACUACUUGGGACUUGAGAAGUUGUCCUUUCAGCUGCCCAAUUUCCAGUCUUUCGGCAUCCUUUGGAUCCUAUGGGGCCGGGCACGGGAAAUGUACAUGCCGCAUUUUGCUGAGCGCUGGGGCAUCAACAUCGGCGUUGAAAGGCUUCUAGGCUUGUCGUGGCAGCGAAUCUCGAUCAUGACAAUUGUGUGUGUGGGGCGUGCAGUGGUAGCGGGUGCCCUGCUGAUCUCAGGCACCAUCUGGCUGGGCAACACAACAUCCAUUACGGAGCUCAUGUUGAACUCGGUUGCCCUAGAGGCCGUCCUCCACAUUGACGAGUUUAUAUGUCGGGCGCUGGUGCCCACCAACAUGCAGCAGAAGAUCAAGAGGUUGCCGCCAAUGCAAGUGAGGACGAGCCGACGCUGGAAGAGUGUGGAAAAUGUUCUCCUCGCUUGUAUGCUCGCGGCUGCGCUUUUGGUGCCCUACAUGACAGUGCUUGUGCCCCUCAGAGAGGCAAUGCUCUCCGUGAAGACAGAGAUGUGUGGAGGGGACAUUGAUUUUGUCGUCACUGGGACGUCUGGCCAGAUGUACACGUCAUUGUCUGCGAGCGCAGGGGCACCACCCUCUUCAGAUGUAAGAAAUGCUGAGCUCGCAGUUAACGAAAUUCUUUCUGGCGAAGCCAAAAGGAAUGGGAUAACAAAGUAUUCAAUCUGGGAGGGAGGGUCAAUCGGAUUAUUGCUCGCUCGCAGACAGCAGCUAUACCCAGAUUCAAGAAAGAGUUCUACGUUUGCCGUGAGAAUGACCGGAACAAUAACCUCACUGCAGUUUUGCAGGGUGUGGGUAUGCGGGUUGGCAUGCCAGAAGCAAAGACCUGCGAAGAGCUGGCCUAUUUCUGCAGUGAAGAAGCCCCUGAGUGGUUGUUCACGAUGGAAGCACUUUGGCUUCGCAACACUUGCCCCAGACAUUGCGGGUGCACUCGGCCACUGUCAUCUCCACUGCUGA